This is a messenger RNA of Eubalaena glacialis (North Atlantic right whale), 4060 nucleotides long. It is a transcript of the gene RBM27, whose product is annotated as RNA binding motif protein 27. The coding region runs from base 187 to 3366 and encodes 1059 amino acids. Gene Ontology annotation, biological process: mRNA processing. The record is from RefSeq and is a predicted model, not a curated record. Gene Ontology annotation, molecular function: RNA binding; metal ion binding. Gene Ontology annotation, cellular component: nucleus. The transcript is spliced from 21 exons. Lineage: Eukaryota; Metazoa; Chordata; Mammalia; Artiodactyla; Balaenidae.
CUACGUUGAGUGAGGGCUCUUGGGUUAGUUCCUGUUAGGCCCCGGCCGGGGGAGUAGGUUGAAGUCUCCUAAGAUGCCCGGUGGGCUGGAGCACUGAGAGCUGUGAAGAAGGCGUGAGGAGGCGGCGAGGGGUGACCCGCGGCAGGCCCGAACAGGAGCGGCGGCCGAGCCCGCCUUCCCUGCACCAUGCUCAUAGAGGAUGUGGAUGCCCUCAAGUCCUGGCUGGCCAAGUUAUUGGAGCCGAUAUGUGAUGCUGACCCGUCAGCCUUAGCCAACUAUGUUGUAGCACUGGUCAAGAAGGACAAACCUGAGAAAGAAUUGAAAGCCUUUUGUGCCGAUCAACUUGACGUAUUUUUACAAAAAGAGACUUCAGGUUUUGUGGAUAAACUAUUUGAAAGUCUCUAUACUAAGAACUACCUUCCACCUUUGGAACCAGUUAAGCCUGAGCCAAAACCACCAGUCCAAGAAAAAGAAGAAGUUAAAGAAGAGGUAUUUCAGGAGCCAGCAGAGGAAGAACGAGAUGGCAGAAAAAAGAAAUACCCUAGUCCCCAGAAGACUCGUUCAGAAUCUAGUGAACGAAGGACACGUGAGAAAAAAAGAGACGAUGGCAAGUGGAGAGACUAUGACCGGUACUAUGAGCGGACUGAAUUGUACCGUGAGAAGUAUGACUGGAGAAGAGGCAGGAGUAAGAGCCGGAGUAAGAGCCGAGGCCUGAGUCGAAGUCGGAGUCGAAGCCGGGGGCGCAGCAAAGACCGGGAUCCCAAUAGGAAUGUUGCAGAACAUAGGGAAAGAUCAAAGUUUAAGAGUGAGAGGAAUGACUUGGAGAGUUCCUAUGUGUCUGUGUCUGCACCAACUCCGAACUCUUCUGAGCAGUAUUCCUCUGGGGCACAGUCUAUUCCCAGCACUGUUACUGUGAUCGCACCUGCGCACCACUCUGAAAACACAACGGAGAGUUGGUCUAAUUACUAUAAUAAUCAUAGCUCUUCCAAUUCUUUUGGUCGAAACCCUCCACCAAAGAGGCGAUGCAGAGAUUAUGAUGAAAGAGGAUUUUGUGUACUUGGUGACCUUUGUCAGUUUGAUCAUGGAAAUGAUCCCCUGGUUGUUGAUGAAGUUGCUCUGCCAAGCAUGAUUCCUUUCCCUCCACCUCCUCCUGGGCUUCCUCCUCCACCACCUCCUGGAAUGUUAAUGCCUCCGAUGCCAGGCCCAGGCCCAGGUCCAGGUCCUGGCCCAGGCCCAGGCCCAGGCCCAGGUCCUGGCCACAGUAUGAGACUUCCUGUUCCUCAAGGACAUGGCCAGCCUCCGCCUUCUGUUGUGCUUCCCAUACCAAGACCACCUAUAACACAGUCAAGCUUGAUAAACAACCGUGACCAGCCUGGGACAAGUGCAGUGCCCAAUCUUGCACCAGUGGGAGCAAGACUACCUCCUCCUUUACCCCAGAACCUCCUUUAUACAGUGUCAGAACGACAGCCCAUGUACUCUCGUGAACAUGGUGCUGCUGCAUCUGAGCGACUUCAGUUGGGGACACCGCCUCCUCUGUUGGCAGCUCGUUUGGUGCCACCUCGAAACCUCAUGGGAUCCUCCAUUGGGUACCAUACCUCAGUCUCCAGCCCCACCCCUCUGGUCCCAGAUACCUAUGAACCAGAUGGUUAUAAUCCAGAAGCUCCUAGUAUUACCAGUUCUGGUAGAUCUCAGUAUAGGCAGUUUUUUUCAAGAACACAGACACAGCGCCCAAACCUGAUUGGCCUAACCUCUGGAGAUAUGGAUGCAAAUCCAAGAGCUGCUAACAUUGUCAUCCAGACUGAACCACCAGUUCCUGUUUCAAUUAAUAGCAACAUAACCAGAGUAGUUCUUGAACCAGAUAGCCGGAAAAGAGCUAUGAGUGGUUUGGAAGGGUCGCUGGCAAAGAAACCUUGGCUGGGAAAGCAAGGGAAUAACAAUCAGAGUAAACCAGGAUUCUUGAGAAAGAAUCAGUAUACAAACACCAAAUUAGAAGUCAAGAAAAUCCCUCAGGAAUUGAACAACAUUACCAAGCUCAAUGAACACUUCAGCAAAUUUGGAACUAUUGUUAAUAUCCAGGUUGCUUUUAAGGGAGAUCCAGAAGCAGCCCUCAUCCAGUAUCUUACCAAUGAGGAGGCCAGAAAAGCCAUUUCCAGCACUGAAGCAGUUCUAAACAACCGGUUCAUUCGAGUCCUGUGGCACAGGGAAAAUAAUGAGCAGCCAGCACUGCAGUCGCCAACACAGCUGCUCCUGCAACAGCAGCAAACACUUAGUCACCUGUCACAGCAGCACCAUCACCUGCCACAGCACCUUCAUCAGCAGCAAGUGCUGGUGGCCCAGGCUGCUCCCUCAACGGUACAUGGGGGUAUUCAGAAGAUGAUGAGCAAACCACAGACAUCGGGUGCCUAUGUUCUUAACAAAGUUCCUGUGAAACAUCGUCUUGGACAUGCAAGUGGUAACCAGGGUGAUGCAGCACACUUGUUGAAUCAGUCAGGUGGUGCUGGAGAUGAUUGCCAGAUAUUUUCAACUCCAGGCCAUCCAAAAAUGAUCUACAGCUCCUCAAACUUAAAGACACCUUCAAAACUUUGUUCAGGAUCAAAGUCCCACGAUGUCCAAGAAGUUCUUAAAAAGAAGCAGGAAGCAAUGAAGCUACAACAAGAUAUGAGGAAAAAGAGGCAAGAAAUGUUAGAAAAACAAAUAGAAUGCCAAAAGAUGUUAAUAUCCAAGCUAGAAAAAAACAAAAACAUGAAACCAGAAGAGAGAGCAAAUAUAAUGAAGACUUUAAAAGAGCUUGGAGAAAAGAUCUCACAAUUGAAAGAUGAGUUAAAAACAUCUUCUGCAGUCUCCACACCAUCUAAAGUAAAGACAAAAACAGAGGCCCAAAAAGAACUAUUAGAUACCGAACUGGACCUUCACAAGAGGCUAUCCUCAGGAGAAGACACAACAGAGUUACGGAAAAAACUCAGUCAGUUACAGGUUGAGGCUGCACGAUUAGGUAUUUUACCUGUGGGUCGAGGAAAGACCAUGUCCUCUCAAGGUCGAGGAAGAGGCCGAGGCCGUGGAGGAAGAGGAAGGGGUUCACUAAAUCACAUGGUGGUGGACCACCGCCCUAAAGCACUAACAGUUGGGGGAUUCAUUGAGGAGGAGAAAGAUGACUUACUUCAGCAUUUUUCACCUGCAAACCAAGGGUCAAAAUUCAAAGACCGUCGGCUACAAAUAUCAUGGCACAAGGCCAAGGUGCCUUCUGUAUCCACUGAGACUGAGGAAGAAGAAGUCAAGGAGGAGGAAACAGAAACGUCAGAUUUGUUUUUGCAUGAUGACGACGAUGAGGACGAAGAUGAAUAUGAGUCUCGUUCAUGGCGAAGAUGAAAUCUGAUGUGAGCUGUAUAAUUUUUAGGAAUAUUGUUUAGAAGAACAACUUUUUAAAAUUAUUUAAAGAAGUCAAUGAGCCAAAAAAAUUGUUUUUAUUUUUAUUUUCAACACAGUAGGUUUAAGGACAGCAAGUUUGCUAUUUAAAUGCAUCUCAUAACUGUUCAUGAUAUUAAAGCACCAAAGGCCUAGUGACUUUUACACAGUUGUGAAGAUCCACAAGAAUGACUUGGAUAAUCUCUAGAGCCUUAUUUUUCCACACCACCUGUUUUUGUUGCUAUUGGUGUUGGAUUAUGAUGUAAAUGACAGGGUGUUCAGAAAUUUUAUUUUGGAUUAUAAUCUGCUGAUAAAAUUUCAUUAAAUGUCAAAAUCGCCUGGAAUCUCUUAUCUCUUAGCUAUUAUAGAUGGGUCGUCAGAUAGUAGGAGAUAUUUGUAAUUAAAAUACCCUUUUGCUUUCAAGAGUUGUCUUGGAAGAAAAGUAAAUUUAAUUAUUUUAUUGAGGAGGAGCCCAGUUUGAAUUCAAUCUAAAUUUCGGGGGGAUUUAAUGUGCAGCAGUAAGUAAUAUUUUAGUGUAAAUUGUAACUGUUCUUCAAUGCUAUAAGGCAAUGGUAGCUAGCUCUGGUAUUUCCAUUCUGUCAUCAUAUUAACUCUCCUGGACUUCUGCCACUGAUUUUUAGUUUGCUUUGAAAUUACU